AUGACACUACCCGCAGUGAAAGCCCCUGAACUGAAGCAAAUCAUUCACAACCAUCUGUUAAAGAUUAAUAUUCAAGGAAAGAUCCGAGAGGUCGUCGCAGAGACUGUGAGAGAUGAUACUUGUAAGUCAAAUCCACUAUCAGAGGGGGACUUUCUCCUUGCUUUACAACGCCGAGGCAUCGUUGACAGUGUGAUGAAAGACCUGCAUUUAUCUCAGCAAAGGGCAGCAGAAGUGGACGCACAUUCUCCAUCAAUGCCAGCUACAUACUUAUUUAACCACGAUGAGAUGAGGCCAAGGAAAGCAAACAUUGAUCCAUGCAGACGUCAGCUGUUCCUCCAAAUACAAGGGGGAAAGGCCUUUCUGGAGCAUCUUCAGGAACCAGAACCAUUACCUGGGCAGGUGUGCUCCACCUUUACGCUGCACCUGCAUUUCCGCAAUCAGAGAUUUCGCUCCAAGCCAGUGCCCUGUGCUUGUGAACCGGACAUAAAUGAGGGUUAUCUCCUUGAUGUCCACAAAGAUGACCUCGGAGAAGGCGGUAGAAUGGCAGAUGGAACAACAAUGCUGUCCAUCUGUGACCCUAUUCAUUUGGUGUUGAUAAAGACCGACACCUCUAGUGAAACCACACUGGUCUCAUCACAUUUUCUCGACUGGAGGACUAUUCUUAGUUCAACCAGUGGCAAAAUGUGCAUUGCAGUGGAGAUGAUGGGCGUUGGAAGUGAAUGUAAAGUUCCAGCAGGUAUUUUGACUUUGGGUAUUGAGCUCUACCCUCCUCUGACACAGAACAUCAGCCCAGACAUAAUCUCCACACAACAAUCUCUAGAAAGACAAAGGACUGCAGAAAAAGAAAGACUGUUUUUAAUGUAUGCAAAGCAGUGGUGGAGAGAGUUUCUGGAGAUACGUCCUACACACCAGUCCAAAAUGGUCAAGAUCUUUGCACAGGACGAAAACGGUGUGAACAGACCGGUGUGUUCUUACGUCCGUGUGCUCCGGGCGGGACGACUUUUGGAGAACCCCAGACAGGCGGCCCGCUUCGUCAGCCUGCUGGCCCACGAGAGGGCCCCUGUGGUGGGCAGUGGAGCAGGCAAACAUGAGCAGUGGUGCACGCUCCUGGCCUUUGUCUGUCGAGGAAAGGGAGACUGUGAGGACCAUGCCACGCUCCUGUGCAGUCUGCUGCUGGGCUUUGGGAUGGAUGCUUACGUGUGCGUUGGGACCAAGGCCAAAGGAGUUCCACACACAUGGGUCCUGACCAGAGGCACCGAUGGAAGCGUCACCUUUUGGGAAAGCCUCACUGCUCACAGAUAUCUUCACCAGGCCAUAGACCCCGAUGCCCCGCCUCUGGUGCAGCAGCCUAAACCGUCUCACCCCUAUUGCACUGUGGGCUGUGUCUUCAACCACCAGAGCUUUUUAGCAAACUGUCAACCCUCGGACGCUGUCGAGCUCUGCGUCUUUGAUUUUCAGAAUCAGUCGCGGUGGAAGGCAAUGAGCGACGAUGCCCUGAAGUCUGUGUGUUCCCCUGGAUCAAAUACCUCUUUGCCCCCCGUCCCGCCUCUAACCGCGCCCACUCUGGACCCAGCUGCUGUCAGUAACCAGCUGGAGCUGGAGCUGCGCUACCUAAUCUCUGAGCACAGGAAGGACUUGGAUCUGGCCACAGUUUGGGACGACCACUUGUCCUACCUGCUGUCCUCUGCACUGUCGGCCUACGAGUUGGAGCGCUGCACGGGCGUGUCCUGUGGAAACGAGGAGUUCCAGGACGCCGUGAGAAGGGCAGUGCCUGACGGACACACCUUCAAAGGCUUUCCCAUUCACUUUCUGCACCGCAACGCCCGCCGCGCCUUCGCCACUUCACUCCGGUCUCCAUGCUGUGAUGAGAUAGUCUGUUGCCGUGGGGACCAUGUGAGGCUGGCCUUGAGAGUCCGUGUUUUUGUUUACCCUGAAAACGCGUGCGCCGUCUGGAUCAUGUUCGCCUGUAAAUACCGCUCUGUGCUCUGA
This is a messenger RNA of Knipowitschia caucasica, 1989 nucleotides long. The record is from the annotation of a GenBank genome assembly. NCBI's taxonomy places the organism in Eukaryota, Metazoa, Chordata, Actinopteri, Gobiiformes, Gobiidae.